AUGAUACGCUUGAGUGACAGGGAUACAUCCCUGGGAACAAACUACAAAUUUAUAAUGAGAAGGUGGAAGCUGAUGGUGUUGCCCGUGUUCAUGGCCCUUGGUUUGAUACUGGUCUUGCAACACCCAAGUACAGUGUCGGAGUUUGUAUCUACUGGGGCCCCGGAUCUUGGGCUUGUGGAUCAGAAGCCAGUGGUCGUUAGAGACCCGUACACGGGGAGGGAAAAAACAUUGCACGGGAGGUUCUUACACAUCACAGAUAUUCAUCCAGAUUCGCUCUAUGAGGAGGGUGCCCCCGUAGGUGCAGUAUGCCACAACAGAUCCAGGGAGGGUGAUGGAUACGCGGAGGGGGAGGAUGGUGCGCCACGGUUUGGGCUCGCCAUGAGUGGAUGCGACUCCCCUAUGGAGCUGAUGGAAUUUACUCUGGAGUGGAUUGGGAAGAACCUGAGGGAUAAGAUUGACUUUGUGAUAUGGACAGGUGAUAACGUAAGACACGAUAACGAUAGGCAGUUCCCGAGAACAGAGUUCGAGAUAAUAGAUAUGAACAGUUUAGUCUCCGGUAAGUUCCAUAAACUGUUUGCCAAUAACGAGAGUGGGAACCCAAGGGAUUUUGACGUCGAUGUCGUGCCAAGCUUGGGGAAUAACGAUGUCUUCCCCCAUAAUCUAUUUGCCUUGGGGCCCACUUUACAAACCAGGGAACUUUACAAGAUAUGGAAUAACUACGUACCAGAGGAGCAACAGAGAACCUUUGAUAGAGGCGUAUGUUUCGUCAAGGAGGUCAUACCGGGGAAACUGGCCGUUAUCUCGAUAAACACAUUGUAUCUGUUCAAGGCAAACCCGCUUGUGGACAAUUGUAACUCGCCCAAACAACCUGGUUACAGACUGCUUUUGUGGCUGGGAUAUGUACUGGAGGAAAUGAGACAAAGAAAUAUUAAAGUUUGGUUUUCAGGACAUGUCCCACCAAUACCCAAAAAUUUCGAUGACAGUUGUUUCAACAAAUUUACACUGUGGACACACGAGUAUAGAGACAUAAUAGUGGGUGGCUUGUACGGACAUAUGAACGUUGAUCAUUUUAUCCCGGUUGACGGGAAAAGGGCUUGGCAAGAUCUAGAAGAGGAGGAAGAAAGGGCCCAACUUGGGGCUCAAAACCUGGAUUUUGCAAAUGACAAUAGCCAGGAUGAUGAAUCCUAUCUUGUGCAUGCAGACGCAGCAAGAGACGCUCGUUUAAUGGGCGCUAAGCCUCAAAAUAAAGUUUCCUACAUGGAAACUGUCAAGGAUAAUAUUUACGAAAAAAUUGACAAAAAAAUUCACCCUGGUGAGAAGUCAAAUGGUCGUAAGAGGAGGAAGGGGAAGAAGAGGAGGAAACAGGAUCCUGUGGAUAUCGAGAAAUUAAGCGAAAGAUACUCUAUCGUCAAUAUUGCUGGUUCUGUAAUUCCAACUUUUAAUCCUUCUUUCCGUGUAUGGGAGUAUAACAUCUCAGGACUAGAGCAAGAUACCUCCACUCUUGAAGGACCUAAAAACUGGGAUUCCUUUUUCAAAUCCUUAGAGGAAACGCUGGAAAAUGAUAUUGAGGAGGCACAACUUUUAUCGGAAGUGAACACACAGAAGAAGAAGAAAAAGAAGAACGGUAAACGUAAGAACGAUAAAACAGUCCCAGAAAAAAACCAAAGAACAUCCCACUGGGACCAGCUUAUACUCCACAACUGUUCGCACCUUUUACGGUUCGUCGAAUACUAUGCUGAUUUAAAAAGCAUUAAUAAGGAGUACUACGAGCUGUUAUGUUCAGGUGUAGACGCGGAGGAAGCCGCGAGUAACGUUUUCAGGUACCAGGUCGAAUACACUUCGGAAGAUGAGCCAUUCAAUACCAAGUCCCUGUUGGUUAGUGAUUACCUGAAAGUUCUCACCAAUAUAGUGCACGAAAAUGAUAAAUGGGACUCCUACUUAAGCAAAGCGUUCGUUUCCACCGGUUAUACGGAUGAUGAGGAUGAUUGA
Huiozyma naganishii CBS 8797 is the source of this 1989-nucleotide messenger RNA. It is a transcript of the gene PPN1, whose product is annotated as endopolyphosphatase. The record is from RefSeq and is a predicted model, not a curated record. Gene Ontology annotation, molecular function: exopolyphosphatase activity; endopolyphosphatase activity. NCBI's taxonomy places the organism in Eukaryota, Fungi, Ascomycota, Saccharomycetes, Saccharomycetales, Saccharomycetaceae. Gene Ontology annotation, biological process: polyphosphate catabolic process. The transcript has a single exon. Gene Ontology annotation, cellular component: membrane; fungal-type vacuole. Bases 1 to 1989 code for a protein of 662 amino acids.